AUGUCAGAAAUAUCAGUAAAUAUAUUUUAUCGUAUCAUAGUUGGAGGAAAAAUAUUUAUAUUAUCACGAUCAAGCAUCUUGUACGAUUCGCCAAAUUUAUUCACGGAACAUUUCGUCAAGAAACCAUUAACGGGAACAGAAGUUUGGCAGGAUGAGAUGAAAACGUUUCGGGAACAACAUAGUAGUAAUAAUUCUUCGUAUCAUAAUCAUGAUAUUUCCUUUGAUCGUGAUCCUUACAUUUUUGAAGUUAUAGCAAGGUAUCUUCGUGGAUACACAAUGUCCUUUCCACUUUCCUCUUCCAUUAAUUUACCUACCGGAAUGAGUAUCGAGUCUUUUCAUCGACACCUUUUAGAAGACGCAAUUUAUUAUAAAUUAUCUAAUCUUCAGCGACUUUUAACAACUGUCUUUCCAAUUCAAUCACCAACCCCACCAUCUCCAUCUCCUACUUUAACUUCAAGUUUAACCUUAACCACCUCUUCAAAUAAUUCAAAUAAUAACUCCCCCUAUUAUGAUCCGUUUAUGAAUGAUACGAAAAUUGAUCUCCUCCUUUCCAAUACACCGAUCGAUCAUUUGGUAAUGUUGGAUCGUAAACUAAGAUACAAGAUAAAAUCCUCUGAAUAUAAUGUUCAUCCUUUGGUACAAUUUCAUACCGAAAAUGUCGUAUGGGAUAUUUCACCAAACGCCUGGAGCUUUAAAUUCUUGCAAUCAAAAGAUUUAACAAAAAUGACCUCUUUUUGUAAAGUUUUCAUCAAUUCAAAAUUUUAUAAAAAUGUUUUGCCAAAUCAAUUUGGUGAAACAUUUUUUAACGGUUUAAUAUGUACCUGCGUGUUCAGAAUUGAUGGAAGGGAAUGUAAUGGUUUGGAUGUUUAUAAUAGAUUCUUUAAUAAAUCAAGACAAUUUCAUAAACCCUCUUCGACGAUUAGUCCGAUUGCUACCAGCAUCCCUACCACGACGACCACAACCUCGACGACAUCAUCAUCAUCAACCACCGGAAACCUUAUUAAUACCGCCAUGAAUAUGGCCAAUACUGCUACCGAAUUUCAACAACAAUAUUGGAGCAUCGGAGUGGGUGGAAGUAGAAGCAUAUGCUCAAACACCAACAAUUCUAAUAAUAAUUCUAUGAAUAAUGAUACGGGCGUUGGAACCACUUCUGGACAAUCCGAUGAGAUCGCUAAUACCGGAAGAUUUAGAAUUUUAUUGAAAAAUUUUAAUUUUUAUAUUCAACUUGGUUUCAAUGAGUUUAAUAGGAUUGUACCCAUGUUGGUUAUCGUUCCUUGUUGGGGUGAAGGUAUUACUGAAUUUGAGUGGUUGUCUUCUGGUAACGAGAAAGCUAUAGUUAAUCCUAACAUUACUAAAGAAGAGUAA
Molecule: messenger RNA, 1365 nt
Organism: Funneliformis mosseae
Lineage: Eukaryota; Fungi; Glomeromycota; Glomeromycetes; Glomerales; Glomeraceae
Source: the annotation of a GenBank genome assembly